This is a messenger RNA of Paralichthys olivaceus (Japanese flounder), 1044 nucleotides long. NCBI's taxonomy places the organism in Eukaryota, Metazoa, Chordata, Actinopteri, Pleuronectiformes, Paralichthyidae. The record is from RefSeq and is a predicted model, not a curated record.
AGAAAAUUUAAUUACGACAAAAAUUCGUGAACCUCAGAAAAAUAAAAUGAGACGUCGACGCGCUGACGUCAUCUGUGCCGUCUCCACCAGGAAGUGACGUGUGGCUGCGUCAGACUGUUGAUGUUGUUGACUGGUCGACCGGAGACGGGAAGAAGGAGACGCGUUUUGUUUUUGUUCAAAAACCGUCGAAAAGGAUCCGCGCCGCCGCCUCAGUGUCCAGAUCCGGUUCGUUAAGAGUCUUAUCUCGGUGAUUAGCGCGUCGGGAGCGGGCCGGAGGGCGAACACACCCCGACAUUUGAUCCAGAAAGGGAGGACUCGUCACCCUCUGACCCCCUCCCUGCCUCCCUCACACAGUCACCACCAUGACGAUUCUCCCCAAGAAGAAGCCCAGCUCCGGGGUCGGGGUUUCGGACCACGCCGAUGACAGCGACCGUCGCAGCGGCACCGACCCGCACCAGCACCCUCAUCCGCACGCGGGACGGACCGGAGCUCGGCCGAGGGCUUCGCCUCCGCCGUGGUCCUACCAGCCCGCUCCGCCCUCCGCCAGGGACGACAGGCGGAGCAUCGAAGCUAGCUCCCGUCCGCAGCAGGCCUCUCCGCCGCCCGUCGGCUCCGUGUCCCCCGUGGGGCCGGGAGACGGUCGGGACAGCAGCGGUGGGAUGGUCGCCGGGUCCCGGGGGGAGCUCGUCGUAUCGGGCGGCGUCGUCGGAUGCGGCGGAGGCAUCGGCAGCUGCUGCUCCGGGCCCGGACUGAGCAAGAGACGGCGGCAGGCAGGCACCUGCUCUGGCGGGGUGGUGGCGGCUCUGGCCGGCGGGGGCCAGCCCGGUGUAGCUGGACCGGGAGGAGUGGGGUCCAGCCAGGACACGGAGGAAGGAGCCGGGAACAACAGCGAAGACGAGUACGAGAACGCCGCCCGGCUGCAGUCUAUGGACCCGGCUACCGUGGAGCAGCAGGAGCACUGGUUUGAAAAAGCUCUGAGGGAGAAGAAGGGCUUUGUCAUCAAGAAGAUGAAGGAGGACGGAGCGUGUCUGUUCAGAGCCGUGG